Molecule: messenger RNA, 978 nt
Organism: Pseudoliparis swirei
Lineage: Eukaryota; Metazoa; Chordata; Actinopteri; Perciformes; Liparidae
Gene: mc4r
Product: melanocortin 4 receptor
Exons: 1
Coding region: 1-978 (325 amino acids)
Biological process (GO): G protein-coupled receptor signaling pathway
Cellular component (GO): membrane
Molecular function (GO): melanocyte-stimulating hormone receptor activity
Source: RefSeq, a predicted model, not a curated record
AUGAACGCCACGGGGGACGACGGGCUCCUCCUCGGCUUCCGCAACCGGAGCCGAGCCUCGGGCGCCGCCCCCUCGCCGGCCCUCGGGGGCCGCGCCCCCUCCCCCGCGGGGUGCUCCGAGCAGCUGCCGAUCUCCACCGAGGUCUUCCUCGCCCUGGGCGUGGUCAGCCUGCUGGAGAACGUCCUGGUGGUCGCCGCCAUCGCCAAGAACAAGAACCUCCACUCGCCCAUGUACCUCUUCAUCUGCAGCCUCGCCGUGGCCGACAUGCUGGUCAGCGUGUCCAACGCCUCCGAGACCGUGGUCAUCGCGCUCAUCGACGGCGGCGGCCUCGCCGUCCCCGCGCCGCUCGUCAAGAGCCUGGACAACGUGUUCGACUCGCUGAUCUGCAGCUCGCUGCUGGCGUCCAUCUGGAGCCUGCUGGCCAUCGCCGUGGACCGCUACGUCACCAUCUUCUACGCGCUGCGCUACCACAGCAUCGUGACGCUGCGGCGCGCCCUGCUGGCCGUCGGCGGCAUCUGGACGUGCUGCGCGGCGUGCGGCGUCCUCUUCAUCGUGUACUCGGAGAGCGCCGCGGUGCUCGUCUGCCUCAUCGCCAUGUUCUUCGCCAUGCUGGCGCUCAUGGCCUCGCUGUACGUGCACAUGUUCCUGCUGGCGCGGCUGCACGUGAGGCGCAUCGCGGCGUUGCCCGGCAACGCGCCGGUCCGCCAGCGGGCCAACAUGAAGGGCGCCGUCACGCUCACCAUCCUGCUCGGCGUGUUCGUGGUGUGCUGGGCGCCGUUCUUCCUGCACCUCGUCCUCAUGCUCGCCUGCCCCAGGAACCCGUACUGCGCCUGCUUCAUGUCGCACUUCAACAUGUACCUCAUCCUCAUCAUGUGCAACUCCGUCAUCGACCCCGUCAUCUACGCCUUCCGGAGCCGGGAGAUGAGGAAGACCUUCAGGGAGAUCUGCUGCUGCUCGCACGGCCUGCUGUGUGUGUGA